Messenger RNA from Brugia malayi, 705 nucleotides. Its product is annotated as NADH oxidoreductase complex I subunit, putative. Gene Ontology annotation, cellular component: Hrd1p ubiquitin ligase ERAD-L complex; endoplasmic reticulum membrane. The coding region runs from base 1 to 705 and encodes 234 amino acids. Gene Ontology annotation, molecular function: ubiquitin-specific protease binding; misfolded protein binding. Gene Ontology annotation, biological process: endoplasmic reticulum unfolded protein response. The record is from RefSeq and is a predicted model, not a curated record. NCBI's taxonomy places the organism in Eukaryota, Metazoa, Nematoda, Chromadorea, Rhabditida, Onchocercidae. The transcript is spliced from 5 exons.
AUGCAGGCACUUCUGCAAGCAUACGAGGAUAUGCCUCCUGUAACGAGGAUUUAUACGACCUCAUGUGUCUUAACUACACUUGCAGUGCAGUUGGAUUUCGUUACGCCAUUUCACUUAUAUUUUAAUUGGAAUUUAAUUAUUUACGAUUAUCAGUUUUGGCGAUUGUUGACAUCGUUUUGUUUUUUUGGUUCGUUUGGGUUUAGUUUCUUGUUCAAUAUGAUUUUUACAUAUCGAUAUUGUAUGAUGCUCGAAGAAGGUUCAUUUCGUGGACGACGUGCUGACUUUGCCUUUAUGUUCAUCUUUGGCGCAACUUUUAUGAUUAUUUGCGGUACUUUUGUACAUAUGGUAUUUCUCGGACAAGCUUUUACCAUUAUGCUUGUUUAUGUCUGGAGUAGACGGAAUCCAUACGUACGCAUGAAUUUUUUCGGUGUUCUCAGCUUUAAUGCUCCCUAUUUGCCAUGGGUUCUGCUUUUAUUCUCACUGCUUCUCGGUAACAAUGCUAUCGUUGAUUUCAUGGGAAUAGCAUGUGGUCAUUUCUAUUUCUUUCUGGAAGAUGUGUUUCCGUUGCAACAGAACGGUUUUCGUGUUCUCCAAACACCUAACAUAUUAAAAUGGCUACUAGAUCCAGUUCCUGUUGAACCCGUUGAUAUAGAUGAACGACCUGGAGGUUACAAUUGGGGUGAACAACCACCUAGACCAGAAUAG